AUGAAGCUGUCGCCCAAAGCUACACGGUGGAGAUGUGCCACGUCCCUUGUCCCCCUGGACUGUAAACUCAGUGCCUGGUCCGCAUGGUCGGCCUGCAGUGCAUCCUGUGGCAGUGGGCUGAAAGUCAGAUCCAAGUGGCUGAGGGAGAAGGCGUUUAACGGGGGGCGGCCGUGCCCAAAGCUUGACCUGAAAAACCAGGUAAACGAAGCCGUGCCAUGCCACAGUGAAUGCAGCCAGUACGCGUGGAGAAUCGAGCCCUGGUCCAUUUGUACCAUCAACACGGUGGGCAACUCGCCAUCCUGUGGGGAGGGUGUCCAAAGCCGCAAGAUCAGGUGUGUGAAGAAGGGAACGAGCGGCGAGGUCAACACGGUGGAGGACAGUCUAUGUGAUCAGGAAGAAAUGCCACCCAGAGCUCAGGUCUGCUUCCUGGCCUGCCACCACGACUGUGUUGUAUCACCCUGGGGACCUUGGAGCCACUGCCCGUUGCAAUGCGACCAAGGCUCGGAGAGAAACCGGAGCCGACAUUUACUCCGGCCCCCCGCCGCGGAGGGCGCCACCUGUCCGGAGAUGGUGCAGUCGGAGACCUGCAUACUGAACAGCACCUGCUUCACUUACCUGUACCAGGUCUCAGAAUGGAGCACAUGUCGGCUGAGUGAAAAUGCCGUCUGUGGUCAGGGUUCCAGGCAGCGACUUCUCGAUUGUGUCCGCAGCGAUGGGAAGAUGGUGGCGUCGCAAGCGUGUGAGCAGUUUGGCCUGCUCACCGGGUGGAAGUUGGUGGAGAGCUGCGUGAUCGAUUGUCCUUUCAGCUGUGUACUCUCUGAUUGGUCGCCAUGGGGACAGUGCUCACACACCUGUGGGAGCCAAGGGAAGUCAGUGCGCACUCGGAGAAUCCUGCAGGAGGCGCACGAGGAAGGACGUCCGUGUCCCAACCAGCUGGUCCAGACGAAGACAUGUCCCAUCAGGCCUUGCUACACCUGGCUGAUCAGCGACUGGUCCCCUUGCACCAUAGAGGGUGCGGACUGUGGCGAGGGCCUCCGCAGAAGAAACUUAUCGUGUGUCACCCACCAGGGGGACGGGGCCACGUCACCUCCCGUGCCGGUGGCCGAGGAGUUUUGCGGCGACAAACUGGGGAAGACAAUCCAACAGGAGACGGAGCAGCCGUGCUUUAUUCCCUGUCAAGGAGACUGCCAUUUGGCGGAGUGGUCAUCCUGGAGCGCGUGUCAGCUGACUUGCGUGGAGGGACGCAGCUUCGAAACCACAGGACGUCAGUCCCGCUCCAGAGCUGUGAUCGUUCAAGUUGUGGAGAACCAGGACGCCUGCCCGAGACAAGUGUUCCAAACGCAACCUUGUAAAGGAGGCCAAUGCCACAGUUACCAGUGGAGGACGGGAGGAUGGAGCAAUAACGAGAGAGCGGUGUGGUGUCAGCGCUCAGACGGACUCAUUGUCACAGGGGGGUGUUUCCCGCAGAAAAGGCCGAGCGUGAUCCAGCACUGCCAUCCGCCGUGCACCAAACCCUUCUCUCGCUGCGCCUCGAGUGGAGUGUGUGGCUGUGAGAAGGGUUACACCGAAGUGAUGACCACGCACGGCUUCCUGGACUACUGCACCAGAACACCGGGCGUGGACACCAGCAAGAAAGCUGACGUGAAAACCAACUCUGGAAGAUCAAAACCAUCCCAGGCCCGAGACCGGCACACAGAGUGGACCCUAAGACCUGUUGGCCCAGAUGGAAGAGUAAAGCUGUGGGUUUACGCCGUCACCGCCGUGGGAUUCAUCUUAAUACUCUUGGUUAUUGCAUCCUCCUUCCUGGUCUGCAAGCCCGCCCAGCCCACAAAGACCUCUCCUCCGCCACAGAAGCCUUUGACCCUGGCGUACGACGGCGACAUCGAUAUGUAACCUCGGACGCUACCCGGUGGCGAAAGGACACGAUUUGCGAAAAAGAAGUUAAGGGUUUUUUUUUUUUUUUGGUUUGUUUAUUUUUCAAAUGUCAUGUGUGUUGACAACGAGAUGGACUGAACCUGGAAGAAAAAGGCUGAACAUUGAACAUUUCCUUGUCGUUAUUGUCGGGUAUUUGUAAGAAAAAAAGAAAAGAAAGAGGAAAAAUCGCAACUUUUUUGUGUACAUUUUCCCCCGAGAAUAAACAACAUGCUCUAUGCACUACGUUAGUGCUGAUCAAACUAUUCCUUUUCCUUUGAAAUGAAUUUUUUAUAGUGACUGAAAUGUUGAUGCAAGUUGUGGAUGCUGUUGUGUUGAUGCUGUUGUGUCCAUGUGGGAACUCAAUGCAGGCUGAACUUUCUUUCCA
Messenger RNA from Entelurus aequoreus (snake pipefish), 2299 nucleotides. Its product is annotated as thrombospondin type-1 domain-containing protein 7B-like. The record is from RefSeq and is a predicted model, not a curated record. The transcript is spliced from 15 exons. The coding region runs from base 1 to 1893 and encodes 630 amino acids. Gene Ontology annotation, cellular component: plasma membrane. NCBI's taxonomy places the organism in Eukaryota, Metazoa, Chordata, Actinopteri, Syngnathiformes, Syngnathidae. Gene Ontology annotation, biological process: actin cytoskeleton organization.